UACAUGAAUCCAAUAUCAAUCACAUGUAUACACUUGCUAGUAUUUGGUUAUAAAAAGACAUGGGACUAUUACCAUUUAACUAAUGCGGUGUUGUUUUUGUAAUCUCAUAACGUUAUGAUCAAUGCUGGCCAUGGCUCUUGAUAAUUUAUAAGAUAGGAAACUGAUCUGCGUCUUUACGUAAAUACAAUCAUGAACCAGCUUAUAGUUCAUAUAUAGUUUAUCAUGUUCUUAAGAAAAUACUAUAUAUAGGAUGUAAAUGACCACUAAAAAUCAAUUAGAAUUAGCUGUAAUUUGAUAACAUUAUCACUGAUUUUAGUUUCACUGGUGAUGAACGCAAAGUAUAUGUAUGCUAGAUGAUAGUUAAAUGGAAGGCUAGUCCCACAUGAAGUUCAUAAUAUGAGUGGAUGAGUCAAGGGUCGUCAGAUUCUUAUAUAGCUUAAACUUGUCUCCAACCUUAGUUCUCAAAAGAGAUGAAGAAUAUUAAUAAAUACACCAAACUAAACAUUUAUUACAAACUUACAAUCAUUGCAUUUUAGAACUCUAUGUAAUUUGCGGAUAAGAAUUAUUCUUCUCUAAUAUAUUCUUGGAGUUGAUACAAAUCAUUCCUAGCUAUGCAGAUUGUUUAGUUCAUAUGGUAUCGUAUAACUAAUCUCGGCAUAAUAAAUUUCCCUAUAUAAAUAUGCACAACAACUUUAUUUUCUGAAAACUAAAUAUCAUUAAUCGUUGCGCAGAACAUUUUUGUUGUGUUUGGGAAAUUGUAUUGCUAACACCCCGAAAGAUAGUGACAGCGGUUAUCAUGGUCCGACCACGGUUAUAUUACUGUUGUAUUAGUCAAAAGAUAAAAUCCUAAAAGAGCCAAAAUGUGUAGAACUAUAUAAAAUAUUAUUUGUUUGACUAACUUUUAUAAGAAAAGAAUAUAAUUUUCAUUCCCAAUGCCAUUCAGCAAUGUGCACAAAAGAUCGCCAACAAUUGUCACAGUUCCAAGCCUUAAUACAAGGAGUUCAUCACACUUUUAUACCGUAACCCAUUCGGUUAAAAGGCAAACCAUUUCAUUCAAAAGAAGUUAUAGUUUACGUGGCUUAUGUGACAUAGAAGGAGAGAAAAGGAGGAUAAUUUGGCUAAUCCUAUGGCUUACGACACCUUUUCAGCUAAAAGUAGUAUUAUAUCAAAAUAGAAAUCUCGGUAAGAACUAAGAAGUAACAUUUAGCAACACUAUUUCUUUUACCUGCCCGUUUGUAGUUAAUAGGAACCAUAUCCUAGGUAAUGAUCUAGUUCUUUUCAAUAUGCUAACAAAAACUAGAGACGUAUUAUCAAUCCACAACGUAUCAGACGCAAGUCUUCUCGCUCACUUGAUAAUUAAGUUUAAUUAAAAGUCUCUAGUGUUAAAUCAAGUUCGAUGUUAGGGCUCAUAGUGAAUUUUGAAUUAUUAAUUAGAUUUUUGAACUCUAAGUUAAAGUCGCGUUUUUUUAAGUUAAAGCCGUGUUUUAGUUGACUAUGAACAUUUUCUUGAUUUCAUGUUUGUCGGUAAGACAUUAAUGUCUGUAUGCAAUCACAUACGACGAAUAACUACUCAAGCUCAUGCAUGUAUACCUAUAUAUAUAAUCCUAUAAAAUUACAAACACAAUGAGACUAAGAUUGAUGCUCACUUGUGUUUGUUUGCAUAUAAGGACAUCGAUACAAAAGAAUGUCCACUGGGAUAUUUAAUUAAAAACCACAUUUAACCACUCCCAUUGAAUAAAUCAUUGCAAGAUGACAAAAAAAUCUAUAUAUUCUCAUUUCUAUUUCCGCUUAAAAUGCGGUCACCAUGUGCUUUGACCAGGAGGCAUCUACAGGUAAGCUAAUUACAUUAGUACUUAUAUUUGAUUAGCCAAACUAAACCACAUUAAAGUAUGAAAGGAAAAAACUAGAAUGUUCAUGUCGCUUGCUUGUCCGUUGUAAUGUUUUUAUUUUACAUAUAAAACGUAUUGGGAGAAAGUUAAGCUUACUGAAUAUUAAAUAUAACAAAUUGUUGAUGAAAUUUUGUAAGAAAUUCAUGGCACAUUAGUCCUUAGUACAGUUAAUUUCUUACACAACCUAUUGUAAUUAGCAAUGUAUAUCACCUGGAAUAUAUACCAUUUAUAUUAUCGAUUUUGUUAACGUAGACCCUUGACCUUAUGAUAUAUAUGUAGGGUUAUCAUGCACAUUGCACGUGACCUCUAAGCAGAUUAUUUGAGUUGCUUAAUUAGCUUCAUUAUAGUGAAAUAAAAUAUUCAAAUAGCAUGAAGUAAUAUAUACAUCACAGAGUGUUUUUUAACAAAUAUUUUCUAAAUAUAUUCUUAUGAUUUUCUCUAAAUCAUACUGUGACAUUCCAAAUUUUGCAUUAAAGCACCUCCAACGAGGGUUCUACCCAUUGGAGUUCUAAAUAUGAAUAUAUGUAUAUAUAUCGUAUAUGUGUAUGUAAUUGUUGAGUUCACUAAAUAGUAUAGAACCCCUACCGUAAUUACAUACAUAUAUACAAUAUAUACAUAUUCAUAUUUAGAAUUUAAAUGGGUAGAACCCCUUGGAGGUGCUCAGUUCCAAUGAUUUUUGGCCUCCUUCUUAGGCUUUCAUAAGUAGCCAUCCGUACGCAAUGCACAUAUAUAUACACUACAGUCAAAAGUUAAGACUCUGACCGGUGAACUAUAAUGGCAAGAAAACAGAUUAAUAAAACCAUGCAAUUAAGCUGUUUAGAAUUUGUUUAAAUCUUAUAGAAAUCUAACCAAUGUUCCAACGUUAAUUUAUUUCUGUUGACGCCUAAAUAAAAUAUCUUCGGAAAAGGAGAAAAAAAAAGAGGUAGUCUAAAAGCAGUUGAAUCAAAAGUGAAGUCUCUCUAUCAAGUUCACUGUCUCUCUAUUUAUAACAUCACUUCACUUCCAUUCCCAAACAACACCCAUCACCUUAGAACCAAAGCAAAAAAAAAAAAAAACUUAAUUCAUCAUAACACCUCUUCAACCAAAACCCUAAAAGAAGGCUCCCUUCAAAAAAUCCAUUUCUUCAUCAUCAUGUCAACUUCCAAAACCUUAGAUCAUAUUAAGCCCUAUGAAACAUCCCAAACUCAAAUGGGGUUUGCUAUAAUCAACCAGAACACAGCCACCACCACAACGACCACAACCGGAGAGAGACGAGGCCGGAGAUCAAAGCAAGCAGAGCCAGGGAGGUUCCUAGGAGUCAGGAGACGUCCAUGGGGUCGUUACGCAGCUGAGAUAAGAGAUCCAACCACCAAAGAACGUCACUGGCUUGGCACUUUUGACACUGCUCAUGAAGCCGCUCUUGCCUACGAUAGAGCAGCUCUUUCGAUGAGAGGCACUCAAGGUCGAACUAACUUCGCCUACACUCCAACUGAUGUUCACACCAUCCUCACAAACCCUAAUCUCCACUCUCUCAUUGUCUCUCCUUACAACAACAACCAAUCUUUCUUACCAAACUCUUCUCCACAGUUUGUCAUUGAUCACCAUCCUCAUUAUCAAAACUAUCAUCACCAUCAGCAACCUAAACAUAUACCCACCGUUUCUUUCAAAACUCCCGUUCGUCAUCAAAACGCAGAUAUUCAAGCGUUUAGCUCUAGUCCUCAAAACUCGUCUUCUAACGGCUCGUUAUCUUCUUCACUAGACGAAGAACACAACUUCUUUUCUUUCGAUGGAAGUAACUCCAGUAACAACUCGGGUUACUUGGACUGCAUUGUCCCAAACCAUUGCCUUAAACCACCUUUGGAAACCACCACUACCCAAAGUCAAACCGGAGCUGAUUUCGCAACUCCUGCAAGCAAGGCCUCUGACUCAUACGGAGGGUUUAAUAAUAGUUCCUUUGAAGAUGGUGAUAUGAUGAUGAUGAUGAUGAAUCAUCACGAGUUUGGUUCGUGUGAUCUUUCUGCCAUGAUUACUAACUAUGGUGCUGCCGCUUCAAUGUCAAUGGAGCCGCAAGAUUUCUCUUCUGCGUCUUCUUCUUCUGUCGCUGCUUUUGGAGAUGUUUCAGACACUACAGGCUUCUACUCGCUCUAUUAGAAAUAGAACAUUCUUUUUGAUAUUUCUGUUUUAUUUUCAUAUUUAUGUAAUAAUAUAAUAAGUAGUUACGUUAUUCCAUGAGAAUUUGCAUUUUGUUAACAGCACGUUAUGGACUUUAUUAUAUAUAUAUAUUCUGCUUAUUGUAUCAUGCACCUGCACCAUAAGGUUGGUUAUAGCUUACCGUGAUGUUUUGUUUUUCUUUCUUUUUCUUUUUGUAAUUUUUAAGUUGUGGCUUUGAAAAGAAAAAAAGAGUUAUGGUUUUGAUUAGCAAAAGGUGUUAUUGCGAGUUGUAUUAAAGACCUUUUUUUUUUGUCCAUGCUUCUUCCAACACACUCAUUAGGUAUAUAAAGAUGUUGUGUGUAUAAUAAUGAAAUCAAAUUAAUUACUCAAAAAGGAUAUUUGACUAGAAGUAAAUACGUUCGGUUAUAUAAACUUUCAUGACAAUUGUAAAUUUGGCAUUAGUAAGAAUAUAAGAUAUACAUAUGAUGGAAAAAAAUAUUAAGAUUAAAGAUACGGGAUUUGGCAUAAAAUUUUGCAUGUUUGUUAAAAGUAGUAUAACUAAAGUGAGAUGGACUUUUAGUGAAGUAGCAUGACGGUGUUUUUGGUCUUUGGACAUGUGUUUUGGUCAUGACUUGUUUGGUCUUUAACUGCACAAUCACUGUUUCAUGUCUCCCUCCUUUUGCCUUAACUUUUGUCAACUGACAUCACAACUCUUUUCUUCUUCUUAAAUCUGCUUAAGGUUUUGACUUUCUUUCAUAGAACUCGAUUAGUCCCCUUUCCAAUGCUGACCAAAUUCACUUUAUUUGUUAAAUCAUCAGACCCAAUAAAAGCAGUUAUAUAUAUCAAACACAAGCUUACAUAUGUGUAUAUAUGUAAUGUACUUAACUAAGUCUACCGUAACUCGUAUGUAUAAAAGCAAGUUUACAUCUUUGUACAGACUUAAUUAUGGUAGAUCGUUUGUAACUCAGAGAAAAAGCAUUUAAUGAUUAGUAGUAGUUUUUGGGUUGUUGAAAGCUUUUGUUGUGAUGUUUCAGUGACCAAACCCAUGAUUAUGAUUUUUCUGUUGUUUGAGUAAAACUAGACGCAACGAAAAAGCUACAUGCACAUGAUAAAUCACCAACACAAAGAACGAAGUACGAGAAUUACUGACAUCUACUUCCACAUUAACAGUGAUCCCGAGAUCUGCUCUGUUCUACCUUCCAUGCUCUUUCUCUUCCAUAAUGCUGUUCCAAAAACAACUGGAAUCAGGUUGUGCUAUUAUUGCGUUUGCAUUUACUAUUCAACAUAUUAAUUUUGCUUACCAUUAGAAAUGAAAAAAUAGUCUUAUUAAUGUAGAUAUUAUAUUUGGUCAAAUAUUCUGUACAAAUUGCAAAUACAAAGUUAAACAAAUUUACACAUUCAAGUUCCUCUUAUGCAUGAAAAGAAAAUUUACAAUUAUUUUUAAAAAGGUUUAAAAGAAACGAAAAAAAUAUGUAUUCUAUUGAAAAUAACAUGAGAUUUACACAAUUAUCUAACAUGUAAAUUUGAAAACAAACGCAACCAAUAAGAAAAAUCUGAUUCUUAAUUUCCAUAUUCUAUAAACUAACAAGGGAUCUUCGUGAAUAUAUAAUUCCAUUUAUUAACAAUAAUCAAUCCGGAAAGUUAAAA
This is a messenger RNA of Brassica napus (rape), 5666 nucleotides long. Its product is annotated as ethylene-responsive transcription factor ERF086-like. The transcript has a single exon. Gene Ontology annotation, biological process: regulation of DNA-templated transcription. The coding region runs from base 3021 to 4019 and encodes 332 amino acids. Lineage: Eukaryota; Viridiplantae; Streptophyta; Magnoliopsida; Brassicales; Brassicaceae. Gene Ontology annotation, molecular function: DNA binding; DNA-binding transcription factor activity. The record is from RefSeq and is a predicted model, not a curated record.